UCUUAAACUGUUGUCUGCCAUCCACGAUGUCGAAAAUCAUAUCGUUAAAGAACACAGUGAGUUUGGUUACUGGUGGUGCUUCUGGUUUGGGUCGGGCCACAGCCGAGCGGUUUGCACAGCUGGGGUCCCGUGUAGCAAUUUUAGACCUGCCUUCUUCAGAUGGGGAGAAUGUUGCUGCACAGAUCAAGGAAAAAACCAGCGGAGAAUGCAUUUUUACACCUGCUGAUGUAACAAGUGAGUCUGAUGUUUCGUCAGUGAUUGACAAGAUCAGUGAGAAAUAUGGAGCCCUACACAAUGUGAUCAACUGUGCUGGCAUAGGUGUGGCUCGCAGGACUAUUAACUUUGGGAGAAAGGAGACUCACUCACUCGAGCUCUUCAACAGAGUCCUUUUGACAAACGUCGGUGGUACAUUUAAUGUCAUCGCCAAGGCAUGUCCUCUAAUCAACGAGAAUAAACCUCUGAAUGAAGAUAAUUGCCUGGGCUGCAUCAUUAACACAUCCAGCAUUGCAGCAUUUGACGGACAGAUUGGCCAGGUAGCAUACUCUGCCAGUAAAGGGGCGAUUGCAGCCAUGACAUUACCAAUAGCCAGAGAUCUAUCUAUACGAGGCAUCAGAUGUGUAACCAUUGCCCCAGGCUUGUUCAAGACCCCGCUGCUGGAGUCACUGCCUGCGAAGGUGCAGAAGCAGCUGGCCACAUUGGUCCCCUUCCCGACCCGUCUCGGAGACCCUGCCGAGUUUGCCCAUCUGUGCCAGAGUAUCGCCGAGAACCCCAUGUUGAACGGCGAGGUCAUCAGGCUUGAUGGGGCCAUUCGUAUGUUGCCUUGAUGCUGUGGUCGCAUUGGAGGAUUUGGGACUUCCUAGACAUUACAUGAAUUUUGUGAUCAAAUACUUUUUAAUACUGUCAACCUGUGAAUAGUGCUAAUGAGGAAUGUCAGGACAUUCUGUUUGGUCGUAUACAUGUGCAUACAUUGUUUUUUUAGUAAAUUGUGGAGAAAAAAUGUGCAACCCACAAAUGGUUUUGUUUGAUAUAGCAAAGGCCAAAGAGGUUUACGUGUAUAUUCGUAAAUGUAAAGUCAACUUUUUCUUUUGAACUUUAGCAUUAAUAGAUGUUGUUGGAUAAAAUUUAAAGCCUU
This is a messenger RNA of Mya arenaria, 1132 nucleotides long. Its product is annotated as 3-hydroxyacyl-CoA dehydrogenase type-2-like. Lineage: Eukaryota; Metazoa; Mollusca; Bivalvia; Myida; Myidae. The transcript is spliced from 6 exons. Gene Ontology annotation, biological process: androgen metabolic process; estrogen metabolic process; fatty acid metabolic process. Gene Ontology annotation, cellular component: mitochondrion. Bases 27 to 824 code for a protein of 265 amino acids. The record is from RefSeq and is a predicted model, not a curated record. Gene Ontology annotation, molecular function: estradiol 17-beta-dehydrogenase [NAD(P)+] activity.